Molecule: messenger RNA, 1095 nt
Organism: Bombina bombina (fire-bellied toad)
Lineage: Eukaryota; Metazoa; Chordata; Amphibia; Anura; Bombinatoridae
Product: photoreceptor outer segment membrane glycoprotein 2-like
Exons: 3
Coding region: 1-1095 (364 amino acids)
Biological process (GO): visual perception
Cellular component (GO): membrane
Source: RefSeq, a predicted model, not a curated record
AUGGCAGUGCUUAAAGUAACAUUUAGUAAGAACAGACGUGGAAAACUAGCUCAAAUUCUUUGGAUCCUCAACUGGAUCUCUGUGGUGACCGGACUCAUUAUUUUCAGCCUGGGCCUUUUUUUAAAGAUAGAAAUCAAGAAGCGGAGUGAGCUGAUGAUAAGUGGUGACAUUCACACUGUUCCAAACAUGCUUAUAGCAGUAGGCACCAUUGCAUGUGUCAUAAACUUCUUUGGAGGAAAGAUCUGCUACGACUGCUCAGAUGCCAACAAAUUCUCCCGGUGGAAACUGUUUAUGUUGCCCUACAUCAUAUGCACCUUCUUCUUCACCUUCUGUGUCUUUGCAGGAGCAAUUAUGUGCUACACUAUGCGAAAUGAGCUUGAGUCAGCCUUGUACCGUGGACUUAAAGAUGCCUUGAAAUUUUACAAGGAUACUGAUAUCCCAGGACGUUGCUUCUUAAAGUCUACAAUAGACCUAUUGCAGAUUGAAUUCCAGUGUUGUGGGAACAAUGGUUUUAGGGAUUGGUUUGAGAUUCAGUGGAUAUCUGCUCGUUACCUUGAUAUGAGUUCCAAGGAAAUAAUUGACCGUUUCAAAAGCAAUGUGGAUGGGAAAUUUUUAUUAGAUGGUGUCCCAUUUAGCUGCUGCAACCCCAGUUCUCCUCGUCCCUGUAUUCAGUAUCAGAUCACCAACAAUACUGCUCACUACAAUUAUGACUACCAGACAGAAGAGCUGAACAUCUGGCUUCGUGGCUGUAGGGAGGCCCUUCUAGAGUAUUAUGACCACCUUAUGGAGUCUAUUGGCCUCACUGUUCUGCUCGUUUGGCUCUUUGAACUAUCAGUGCUGACCGGAGUGCGCUACCUGCAGACUGCAAUGGAAAAUGUUUUGCUUCUGGGAGACCCUGAGAGUGCUUCUGAUGGUUGGUUACUGGAAAAUAGUUGCAUGGAAACAGCAAAGCACAACUUACAGAUAAUUAAGAAUAUUGGCAAAGUCAACCAAAUCUCCACAUUGUCUGAAAAAUCGGACCCAAAUGUACACAUUCCAACAGCAGAUUAUGGUCCUGAUAAUGUACCCCCUAAUUCCAUUCCAACUGUAAGCUAA